This is a messenger RNA of Schistocerca serialis cubense, 3629 nucleotides long. RefSeq names its product integrin alpha-4-like. Lineage: Eukaryota; Metazoa; Arthropoda; Insecta; Orthoptera; Acrididae. The coding region runs from base 76 to 3273 and encodes 1065 amino acids. Gene Ontology annotation, molecular function: integrin binding. Gene Ontology annotation, biological process: cell-cell adhesion; integrin-mediated signaling pathway; cell-matrix adhesion. Gene Ontology annotation, cellular component: integrin complex; external side of plasma membrane. The record is from RefSeq and is a predicted model, not a curated record. The transcript has 24 exons.
UUGACAGAUCCUGGUUCAAGUGGGAGAUGUUAUUAUAAGUGUUAAAAAUCCAUUACCAGUCAAAAAACCACUGAAAUGCUGCAGCCAAAGUUUUGUGUCUUAACAACUAACUUUUUCAUAAGUGUCAUGUCUGUUCUCAGCUUGCAUAUUGAUACAAAACAUUCCAUUGUAUAUGAGGAUGUUAUGUCUAAUCGAUCAAGAGCAACAUACUUUGGAUACAGUGUUGUUAUACACACAGGAAAAGAGCACUGGAUCCAGAUUGGAGCUCCUAGAGGAAAUUCUUCACAUGACAGAAGUGUGAGGGAACCUGGCAUUGUUUACCAGUGUCAAGUUGGAGAAACAUGUGGUGAAGUUAAUCUCAGUGGCACAGCCAAUGAAAAGAAUCCUCAGAAAGAAAGCAGAGUUAAUGCAUGGAUAGGAGCUUCAAUGACUGCUAUCAAUGGAAAAAAAGAUGAGAGUGUGGUGGUCUGUGGCCACCGACGGAGGGACGUAAGUUAUCCAAAAAGCAAUAUAAUGACAGGUUCAUGCUAUAUUAUCCCUGUUGGCAAGAGAGAGACACAGGAGCAAUGUAAACUUGUUCCAUUAAAUGAUACAAGAUAUUACACCAAGACAGUUAAGUUUGGAAGCAGGACAAUCCGGAUUUCUAACACAGCUUUGGGUCAGGCAGGAAUUUCAGCUCACUAUCCAAAGAAGGAUGGUCAUCAUGAACUUUUACUUGGUGCCCCUGGGAUACUGAAUUGGCAAGGGGCUACAAUUUCUUAUAAUAUAUUACAAGAAAAGAGAUGUGGGGCAUACAGCAGCCACAUAAGGGGACCAGACUUAAACACUGAACCAGUUUACUUUGGUUAUGCUGUUUCUGCUGGGAACUUAUUUCCAGACAAAGGCCUUGUCUAUGCAGUAGGUGCACCACGGGCCUCUCAAGGAAGUGGAAUGGUGCUGCUUUAUGACUACAGUGCAAAAUAUCAUAUUGCACCAAUCAUUGAAAUAACAGGGACACAGCUUGGAGAGUACUUUGGUGCCAGCAUUGCAACUGCAGACAUAAAUAAAGAUGGUUAUGAUGAUAUGAUCAUUGGUGCACCAAGGUAUUCAACUACCUCCAUCCCAGAUCAAGGUCGCAUAUAUAUCUCUUUAGGAGGUGAAAUAAUAAACAAAGAAAUGGAACACAUUGAUGGUGGAAUAAGGAAUGCACAGUUUGGGACAACAGUAGCAGCAGUUGGUGACAUUAACAAUGAUGGUUUUGAAGAUAUAGCUGUGGGAGCUCCAUACAGUAAUGAGUAUAGAGGUACUGUGUAUAUCUAUAUUGGAGGAAAGAAUGGCCUCUCACUAGCACAGGUCAUAGAUGCUGCUCAAAUAAGUUCAUCACUCAGAGGUUUUGGUAUCAGUAUUCAUCACACAGUUGAGACGUGUGAACGUGAUAAAGCAUAUAUGGCCAUAGGUGCAUACCUGUCAGGACAUGUGGCUGUUCUGAGAAGUUACCCUGACAUUAGCCUACAUGUACAGCUGAAUUCUUCAAUAAAGACAAUUGAAAAAAGUAAUCACCAAUUUUUACUCACAGUUUGUUCUUGGUAUGAUGCGGCAUGUGGUCCUUCAGAAAUAAGUGUGACAAGGAACAUUUUCUUGGAUACUGAGUAUUAUCGAAUCCACAUACAAGAUGAAAAUGGGAAAAAGAAUGUACAUGAAGAAGAGAUAAUACUCCAAAAUGGUCAGAGAUCUUGCAACACAUUUGAUGUCUUCAUUCAUGAAGACAAAGGGAACACCGAAUAUAGCAUCGUAAUUGAGGCAUCACAGACCUUAAAUAAUUAUGAACAAGCACAAACUACUCUUCUAAUAAAAACUAAUGGGAUGAAGACAGGGAUUGAUACAUUUUGCAGAAAUUGUUCAAUAGUGAACUGGAAAACAUCAAAACUGUCUGAUACUCUCAAACUGCCAUUUUCUGACUGUGGAGAUGAUGAGAUUUGUAAUUCUGAGCUUCACUUACAGUGUACUUUCCUUGAUAUUGUAAAUGGAACUUUUGUAAUUGGUUCAAGCAGUGAACUGAAACUACUGUUUGGUUUUACUAAUAAAAAGGAACCAGCUUACCAGACCAUUCUGCAUGUGCAAAUUCCAGAACCUGUAAAACGUCUUAGGCUCCACAAAGAUUGUUAUGAGACUAUAAGUUUGAUGGAGACAGUUCUGCAUUGUAACCUAAAGUCUCCACUGGAUUAUAAUGAUGAGGAUGAACUUAUUGUUGAGGUUGAUAUGUCUCAUCUUGUUGAGAAGGAUUUGCUAUCUGUCACAUUCAAUGCAUGGCUGACCACAGCAAGUUUGAACAAUGGCUCAUCUGACAGAUGUUCACUUGACUUAAAGCUGAAAGCUACAGCUGACAUAUAUAUAAUUGGGAAAUCUGCCAAAGAGGUGGUGUCAUAUUCUAGUGGAACUGAUGCUGUCUUUGAGCAAACAUAUCAGGUAUACAAAGUUGGUGACAGCCCAGUGAGAAAAGCAGGGAUCACUGUUAAUGUACCAUAUUUACUGUGGAUGUCUGAUGGUGAAAAGAGGGAGUUCCUUAAGAUUAUACAGUUUGAGGUAACACAAGGAAGGUAUGUCAUCCAAUGUGAAUCAGACCCUCCAUUGCCAACCAGCGGCUACAAUGAUAUAAUACCAGAAAUUCAGGAAAUAAACAGUAUAGAAAUGGACCAAUCAAGACCAAAGAGAGAGGUGACAAAGACUAUAAAACUUCCUGAAGUGAACAGUGAUGACAGUGUCUCUUCAACAGAUAACAUACUGUACUUAAAUUGUACGCGUGAGGAUGUUGUUUGUCAAAACAUUACUUGUACAUCAGGUUUUACUGAUUCAAAAGCACUGCUCAGUAUAAAAUUCAUUGGAAAACUCAACACAUCAGCACUAGGAAACAUAAUGAAGAAAAAGAACAUUAUCCUGCUAUCUACCAAUGGAAGUGUAGAUGUGAAAGAACCAAAAAAUUUAAUUCGUUCUGAUACUGACAGAAUGGACACUGCAUUGGUAACAAUAUCCUUUGUCCUUGAGAUAUCAGAGAAAAAAGUUGAGGUAUGGGUGAUUGCUGUCUCUGCAAUCUGUGGUAUUUUUGUGUUGCUGUUGAUCAUCAUUGUGCUGAUGAAGGCAGGGUUUUUUAGAAGAGAGAAGAAGGAAGCACUUGAACAGUUAGUGGCAGCAACUAUUGCAGAAGACUUUUACUAUGAGAAGAAGACUGAUGCAAUCCCUUCACAACAGCUGACAGAAACAAAUGGCUCAGCAGAAGAAAUACUUGAAUCGAAUUGAAAUCAAUAAUUUAUGCAUGACACAUAUGGAGUAUCAAAUUAUCUGAUGAAUAAACAGAUCUUAGGCUACAACCACAUUCAUGUUUCUGCUGAAACAAUGGAAAGGGAAAAACAAGACAGGCAAGAAAAAAUGUUGAUUAUGAAAUUUGUAUAAUGGUUCAUCAUGACAAAGAAUGAAAACUUAUUCAAUGAUUUCUAUUAUCUGCAGAUGAAAGUGUCACAAUGAUUAUAAGAGUAGUUCAAAUGUGAUGUUGAAGAUCACGGUGGCUGUUAUUGAGCCUUUAGGGAAUAUUAUUUAUAUGUAAAAAUAAAUUAUUGUAAAUAUUUAUUGCAUUUAUAAAACAUCCUGAAAAACAA